GGAAAAAGCGGAAAGCUGUGCUUACAUGUGCUUUCGUGUGAUGACGUGUCACCCAUUGACCUUUCCUCGCCUCCAUACGAAGACCUUCUUCUUCCUCCUUUUCUUUAUUCAACUGAGAGAGGGGGAGUCUGAUCGCGUAAAGGAGGAGGUUUCUUGGAAGUCGCUUGCCCUAACCCACGUUAAAACCCGCAGUUUUCGUCUCUCUCUUUCUCUCUCUCCUGUUAUCUGUGUUACCCUCACGUGUUUCUUCAGGCAGGACCGGGAAUCCGCCUCGUUCAGAAAGGUAUCUACCGACUUCCAGCAGAUUCGGUCCCGAGUCCGCCUUCCAAUUCAUGGGUUGCUUCUCUUUCUUAUCCUGUAAGAGGGAAGAUAUAGCGGAAGUUGACGGAGAAAUAGCCGGGCUACAAAAUGUAAAAGUCUACACCUAUAAAGAGCUUCAGCACGCCACCGAUGAUUUCGGUGCAGAAAAUAAAAUCGGAGAAGGAGGUUUCGGUUCCGUAUACAAGGGCCGACUCAGAGACGGAAAGAUCGCCGCCAUAAAAGUCCUCUCGGCUGAAUCAAGACAAGGAGCACGGGAGUUCUUGACCGAGAUUACCGUGAUAUCAGAGAUACAGCACGAAAAUCUGGUCAAGUUAUACGGGUGCUGUGUGGAAGGGAACCAUAGAAUACUCGUCUACAACUUUCUCGAGAACAACAGCCUCGACAAGACCCUUCUUGCCGGGGGUUACAGUCAAAGCGGUAUACAGUUCGAUUGGAGAACUCGGGCCAGGAUUUGCAUUGGCAUCGCAAAGGGUCUUGCCUUCCUUCACGAGGAAGUACAGCCGUACAUAGUUCAUAGAGAUAUCAAAGCGAGCAAUAUUCUCCUCGACAAAGACUUGUCCCCGAAGAUCUCGGAUUUCGGGCUCGCGAGGCUAAUUCCAUCCAACAUGACUCAUGUCAGCACUCGUGUCGCCGGGACAAUAGGUUAUUUAGCACCAGAGUACGCGAUUCGGGGGCAAUUGACGAGAAAGGCGGAUAUUUACAGCUUCGGGGUAUUGCUCUUGGAGAUAGUCAGUGGAAGAUCGAACAAGAAUUCCCGGUUACCGACUGAAUAUCAAUAUCUUCUAGAAAGAGCUUGGGAACUAUAUGAGCGGAAUGAGCUCGUCUUUCUCGUCGAUUCAGCAUUGAAUGGAGAUUUCGAUGCUGAGGAAGCUUGUCGGUUCAUGAAAGUCGGGCUCUUAUGCACACAGGACAGUCCGAAGCUGAGACCGUCAAUGUCGUCGGUGAUCAAGUUGCUAACCGGUCAGAAAGAGGUCGAUUACAGGAAGAUCACGAGACCCGGGUUGAUAUCUGAUUUCAUGGACGUGAAAGUGAGAGGAGCCGAGACCCGAAAGCCCCAGGAGACGAAGAACAGCAGCCCUACAAACCCGUCUUCAUCGUCUAAUGCCUCGUCCGCGUCGGGUACCCGAGAUAGCUCUAAUGCGUUUUUCUUGUCAGGGAAUACCUCAGCAGCUGCUGAUACUUCAACAUUCAGUACCAUGUAGGAGACAAAAGAACUGUUCUUUGGGCAUUUCCCGCUGAAAAAAGAUGAAAAGUCUUAAUUGGAAUUUGAUGUAAAAUGUGUCGAAGCACAUGUUUGAUGCUUCUGUAUGCGUUUCAUGUCCCUGGAACUGGAAAACGAAGAAAAAAAGACAGUUUUCAAGAGGGGUUUCA
This is a messenger RNA of Tarenaya hassleriana, 1692 nucleotides long. RefSeq names its product putative serine/threonine-protein kinase. Gene Ontology annotation, biological process: protein phosphorylation. The transcript is spliced from 7 exons. NCBI's taxonomy places the organism in Eukaryota, Viridiplantae, Streptophyta, Magnoliopsida, Brassicales, Cleomaceae. The record is from RefSeq and is a predicted model, not a curated record. Gene Ontology annotation, molecular function: protein kinase activity; ATP binding. Bases 333 to 1523 code for a protein of 396 amino acids.